Malaya genurostris is the source of this 591-nucleotide messenger RNA. RefSeq lists its product as uncharacterized. The transcript is spliced from 4 exons. The record is from RefSeq and is a predicted model, not a curated record. Lineage: Eukaryota; Metazoa; Arthropoda; Insecta; Diptera; Culicidae. The coding region runs from base 1 to 591 and encodes 196 amino acids.
AUGCAUUAUGACAUCUUUUUAAGAGCUGAAACAGAGGAUAUUUAUGAAGAAAUCGAUUGGGAAUCUCUCGACAUUGUGAAAUUACUCCGUUCAUUAGGAGUAUGCAAAAAUGUCAUUAAAAAAUUUAUUGAUAACGGAUACGAUAUCGAAUUACUCAAAGUUAUACAAAGAAAAGAAAUUGAAACCCUUGUUUGCGAGCCGUACCUUGCAGAUCGAACGAGAAUCAUAUCUGGUUUAAACUCCUGGAGAAUCUCACAGAACCUGCCUCCAAUAAGUUCACCUUUGAAGUCAAGUGAGAAUGUUAGUAGCACCCACCGAAGUCCAAUGAAAAGCGAGAACUGUACUGCCUCUUUCUUACUGAAUAAUUCAGCCAGAGGUAAACGCAUCCUGAAAGUGUACGAAGAGACGAAAGUAUUGAGUAAAACAGACAGGAGAAACAUUACGCACAUAGUCAUCGACGAGUACAAAGACCGCUUUGGGAAAUUGACUCACAAGCAGCUUGAAGACCGGGCAGCGGAGCUUAGUAAACUGUUUCCAUCGGAAUCUACGGUAUUCAUUUGUUAUGAUCUUGUCUUUUUUAUGACGAUUUGA